AUCCAUGUACCUGUAAGAAAGUGGAAUCAGUUCCUUUACUUUUCAGAAAGGAUUGGAGAAGCAGAAAGGUAAGGAAAAUGAAAAUGGUUCAAGAGGAAAUCCGAAAGGGUCCAUGGACGGAAAAGGAAGACUUCCAACUAGUCUGCUUCGUGGGCUUGUUUGGAGAUCGCCGAUGGGAUUUCAUAGCAAAAGUUUCAGGUCUGAACAGAACAGGGAAAAGUUGCAGGUUACGAUGGGUUAAUUACCUGCACCCCGGUCUCAAACGUGGGAAGAUGACACCCCAUGAAGAGCGGCUUGUGCUUGAACUUCACUCUCAAUGGGGAAAUAGAUGGUCAAGAAUUGCUCGGAAAUUACCAGGGCGAACGGAUAACGAGAUAAAGAAUUACUGGAGAACACACAUGAGAAAAAAGGCUCAAGAGAGAAAACGGGCUAUCUCUCCAUCAUCACCAUCUUCAAAUUGUUCUUCAUCAGCACCACAUAAUCCUAAGGUGGAUUUGCUGCCCUUCUCCGAGACUGAAGAGAGAAGCUUUCAUGAUACAGGAGGACCCAAGGCACUAGCUCCCACAGGGAAGAAGACUGAAGAAGAGAAGGAAGCUGACAAGGGGUAUUCCAUGGAUGACAUAUGGAAGGAUAUUGCUUUUUCAGAAGAGAACACUAUAAAACCAGUCUAUGAUGGCUAUAAGGAAGAAGGAUGUGACUUUGCUUGUCCUCCAAAUCCAUUGGCCUCUCCAGUGUGGGACUAUUGUCCAGACUCACUGUGGAGGAUGGAUGAAGAAGAAAGUAAGAUGUUUCUCCCAAUGAGUGAUCAGUUUAUUUCAUCUUAUGAACACGGAAUGGCGUCUUUAACUGGCUAGCUGAUAGGUCUUUCAUUUAUUAAAAAUUUGUUAAUAUGUAAUAUUUCCCUAUGUAAGCUCUUAUUGACCUGUACAGUAAGGGAUUUCGGUACUUAAAACGUCAGUUUUCUGUUACAGUUCUCCAGCUUUCAGAAAUUAAUGUAACUAUAUUAUGCAUAGCAGUAGUUUGUAUCAGUGUAAGUGUGUUUUCAGGUUUAGAGAGGAAGAGAAAACCUCCUAAAAACUCCCAUUAGUAGUAUGCUAUGUUCAUGUUUGUAUUCUAUCAAACAUGCUUAAGUUC
Molecule: messenger RNA, 1134 nt
Organism: Vitis riparia (riverbank grape)
Lineage: Eukaryota; Viridiplantae; Streptophyta; Magnoliopsida; Vitales; Vitaceae
Product: transcription factor MYB59
Exons: 3
Coding region: 78-854 (258 amino acids)
Biological process (GO): regulation of DNA-templated transcription
Cellular component (GO): nucleus
Molecular function (GO): sequence-specific DNA binding; DNA-binding transcription factor activity
Source: RefSeq, a predicted model, not a curated record